CCGGCGGAGGACGACAACAUGGCGGCCUCCUUGCGCCUGGGUCGUCAGGGGAUAUUAUUUGGGCUAAAAUUAAACCAGUUUAAUAAAUGUGUCUGGGGUUUGCAGUCAUGGCAGGAACGCGCAAGACAUUUAUUUCAGUCCGCCUAUUGUCUUGGGGUCGCCCCACUCAAGGUGCAGAUGCCCGCGCUGUCCCCAACGAUGGAGGAGGGAAACAUAGUCAAAUGGCUGAAGAAAGAAGGUGAAGCAGUAGCAGCAGGCGAUGCCCUUUGUGAAAUAGAAACAGAUAAAGCGGUGGUUACCAUGGAAUCCAAUGACGACGGCGUACUGGCGAAGAUAUUGAUGGAGGAGGGCAGUCGGGGCGUGAGACUGGGCACUCUCAUCGCCCUCAUGGUGGAGGAGGGUCAGGACUGGAAGCAGGUGGAGAUGCCCCCUCCUGAAGCUGCUGCGCCAUCUGAAGCUGCCCCUGCCCCAGAAACCACGGCAACCGCACCAACACAACCCCCCACUCCAAAACACACGUCUGGACCCUUGCGUCUCAGUCCGGCAGCAAGACACAUCCUGGACUCCCAUGGGCUCGACCCAAAACUGGCCACAGCCACUGGACCAAGAGGACUCAUUACCAAGGAAGAUGCUCUAAAUCUCUUGAAGGCUUCUCCUGGUGCCAAACUUAUUCCACCUGUGGCUGCUCCUCCGCCCUCAGUUCCAAGUCCCGCAGCCCCCGCUCCCGCCCCCGCCCGAGCUCCAGCUGCGGCUCCUCCUCCCCCCGGCAGCCGACCCAACGUCCCUCCUCUGUCUGUGCCAGGGAAGCCCGCAGCACCGGGCACUUUCACAGAAAUCCCAGCCACAAAUGUGCGUCGUGUGAUCGCUCAGAGGCUAACGCAGUCGAAGACCACCAUCCCCCAUGCGUACGCCACCGUGGACUGUGACGUGGCCGCUGUCAUGCAACUGCGCAAAGAUUUAGCCAAAGAACAAAUAAAAGUGUCUGUUAAUGACUUCAUUAUCAAGGCAGCGGCUGUUACACUCAAAGAAAUGCCUGAAGUGAAUGUGACGUGGGCGGGGGACGGACCACACGCACUCGACACAGUGCACAUCUCUAUCGCCGUGGCGACAGAGCGAGGCCUCAUCACUCCUAUCAUUAAAGAUGCUGCUAGUAAAGGUGUCCAGGAGAUUUCAGAUAAUGCCAAGACCUUGGCUCAGAAGGCCAGAGACGGCAAGCUCCUACCUGAAGAAUACCAGGGAGGUUCAUUCAGCAUAUCGAACCUGGGCAUGUUCGGCAUCAGCGGCUUCAGCGCGGUGAUAAACCCCCCUCAGGCCUGUAUCCUCGCGGUGGGCACAUCCAGGAAGGAACUGCAUCUGAGCGAGGACCAGCAGAGCAUCCAGACACGGCAGCUCAUGACCGUUACACUGUCCAGCGACGGACGGCUGGUCGAUGAUGAAUUGGCCUCGCGCUUUCUUGAUAAGUUCAGAGCCAACCUGGAGCAACCGCAACGCAUGGCACUCGCGUAAACGGAAAAAUCCUGACAGGGAAUUGAAAACUUCCUAACAUGGCCUAUCUAGUACAAGCUCACUCAGAAAGUAUGUCUAUUCAUGGGUUUCAGCUUCCUGUUAUAGGAGUAUGUUUUUUGGGGACUUUUUCUCCAUUCAAAAGAUAUUGUGUUUGUUAAUCGCUAUGGCAACAGCACUAAUUUCUCCAUCACUCUGAAACCCAUGGAUAGUUAUGUUUCCAUUAGGGACCUGGCUACAUUAAAUGAUUAUAUUAACAGAAAUAAAAACACUAUAGGGAAAGGCGAUUUUGUUCUGGUUGACAUUUGAAAGGCAAGUUUCCUAUACAAUCUUCAAUAACUACCAAAAAAUGUUAUUUAGGGUGCUUUUUUUAAGUUUUUGUCAGCGGAAACCAGUUUAUAAAAGGAUUCAAAACAUUUUUAACAUGUGACUAUCAUUUUUUGGGUAUCACAAUACAUAGAAAGUUGUGUCAAAAGUUCAACGUAUAAAUAGCCAGUUCCCGUGAAUGCCCUGGGGUAGUUAUUUAUAAGAUGUACUUACGUUGCUUUCUGUACAGUUAUCAGCCUCUGUCAUGGAGGCAGCAAGUUGGUGUAAAAACAACAUUCAGGCCAAGGUGCCAAAUAUUACUGAUAGGCUGUAAAGCAUUCUGGUGUGUAUAUAUAGUCCUUAAACUGUUAAAGGUACACUGCGCAACUUUUCUGGUAGAGGGUCCGCUACCUGCUUGUCUCCAUGGUGAUGUUAUUGCUCUGCCCGGGAUGUUCCAUGGUAUGACAUUAAACACGUCUAUCUAGGAUUUAUUUAUUCUGGGUGUGUCUGUUGCUCAAAAAUACAAUCAUUCCUACUGUGAAUAUAAUGUAGUGUACUGCUGUUUGUCUCCCUCCUGAUAGAUAGGUUUAAUUUAUACUGUGGAACAUUCUAGACAAAGCAAUAAUGUUUCCAUGGAGAUAAGUAGGUAGCAGACCCUCCACCAGAAAUGUUGCGCGGUGCACCUUUGAUGCACUUACAAAACUGUAUGUUAUCUUUGUCCAGUGUAUUUAUUACUGAGAUCAGAACAUUUAAGUGCAGACGACAUUAAAUCAAUCACAUUUGGUUCUUUAAUAACAACGUAACAUCCCAGAAAUAUUUCAGUUCCAGUGAUUUCAUUUACAUGCCAAUAAAACAUUGUCCAACCUUA
Molecule: messenger RNA, 2677 nt
Organism: Boleophthalmus pectinirostris (great blue-spotted mudskipper)
Lineage: Eukaryota; Metazoa; Chordata; Actinopteri; Gobiiformes; Gobiidae
Gene: pdhx
Product: pyruvate dehydrogenase complex component X
Exons: 11
Coding region: 19-1506 (495 amino acids)
Biological process (GO): pyruvate decarboxylation to acetyl-CoA
Cellular component (GO): pyruvate dehydrogenase complex; mitochondrion
Molecular function (GO): acyltransferase activity
Source: RefSeq, a predicted model, not a curated record